CGUGGCCCGCUCACCCGUUGCCUCGGGGCCAUUGUAUCGCUUCUCGCCCACGCGUCCCUAUCGGGGCGCCGCGGCCUCGUCUUCUCUUCUAGUCAGCCAUUGUCACCAUGUUCCGCCUAAGGCGAUCUCGCGUGCUGCUCGCCUGCGCCGUCGUCAUUACUGUGCUGCUCUAUCACGUCUACAAGAACUCGGCCCAAUGGGAUCACUCGCCCGAGAUCUGGCGGGCCAAGACGGCGCCGCAGGCCGGGGCGCCGCAAGCCCAGCCGAAACCCGCGCACGACCGUGACCACGACCACGAGAAGCGCCCUGGGGACACGAGGCCACAGAAGCCGUCGCACGACCCUCGUCCUCCCCCGCCUCCUCCUGAUGCUGCUGCCGCCGCCGCCGAUGACGAGCCCUCUCCGACCCAGGGGGCGCCCACCAUCCGGAUCCCCGAGUUGAAGACGAGCGACGGGGUCAAGGGAGGAUACAGUCUCCCCACCAAGGUCCCUUCGGUGCCCGAGGCGCAGUUGCCCUCUGGUCAUGAGGAGCACGGAAAGCAGAUCGGAGAUGAGGGAAUACACUUCGUGGACCCUCCGGCCAAGCACCAGGCGGACGUCAUCGCGACUGCUACCACCGUCCACUGGACGAAACCCAGCGAGUGGUUUCCUGUGCCCGAGGAGUCGCUCAUCCUGCUGCCUACUGGCAAGCCCAAGACCAUUCCAUCUGUCCAGUUCGCCUUUGCCGAUGAGUCGCCCGCCGCCAAGGCGAAGCGUGAGCAGCGCCUGGCGAAGGUCAAGGAGGAAGCCGUGCACGCUUGGUCGGGUUAUAAAAAGUACGCUUGGACUCACGACGAGCUGACUCCCGUCAGCAAUGGCACCAAGGAUCCGUUCUGCGGCUGGGCUGCGACCUUGGUCGACGCGUUGGAUACGCUCUGGAUCAUGGGCUUGAAGGACGAGUUUGAGGAUGCCGUCGAGGCUGUGAAAGAGAUCGACUUCACCACGACCCCGUACCGAGAUGAGAUCCCCGUCUUCGAGACCACCAUUCGCUAUCUUGGCGGGCUGCUCGGUGCAUACGACGUUGCCGGAGGGCAUGACAGCAAGUAUCGCGUCUUGCUCGACAAGGCAGUUGAGCUCGCCGAGAUCCUCAUGGGCGUCUUUGACACGCCCAACCGCAUGCCGGUCCUCUACUACAACUGGAAGCCCGACUUCACCGUCAACCCCAAGCGAGCAUCCACCGGCGCCGGCGUGGCCGAACUGGGCACCCUGAGCAUGGAGUUCACCCGCCUCGCCCAGCUCACUGGCAAGAACAAAUAUUAUGACGCAGUUGCUCGCAUCACCGACGCGCUCGAGGACCUCCAGAACCGUGAGAAUGGCACGGCCAUUCCCGGCAUCUUCCCCGAGCACCUGGAUGCCUCCGGCUGCAACCGGUCUGCGCCCCUGCCUUCCACGCUGGAGAUUAGCAGCGAGGCCGCGCAAAACCAAGCCAAUGACGAUCCCCAGCGUGCCAGUAUAGAAUAUGAUACUGGGAACAAUUCAAGCCCGGACGCUAACGAAGGGGACCAUGGUGUCCAAUCGGGUGCCGGGAGCCACUCGGGGUUCCAUCGCGGGCCCCGGAAGCGAGACGGGCGCCCUACGACCGCCCCGACGCCCUUCACCGCAAAGGGUCUGCCUGCGGACUGGGAUUGCGUUGCACAGAACCUGACGGCCGGAGGCUGGGGCCCGGGCCAGUACAGUAUGGGCGGCAACCAGGACUCGGCCUAUGAGUAUUUCCCGAAGCAAUACGUCCUCCUGGGCGGCCUCGUACCCAAGUAUCGCGCCAUGCACGAAAAGGUCGCCGAGGCGGUGAAGAAGUAUCUCCUUUUCCGGCCCAUGGCCGAAGGCGAUCCCGACAUUCUCUUCUCUGCCAAGGUGUUGAGCAGCGACGGCACCGCCGAGAAACUGACUUACGAUUAUGAGGUCACGCACCUGACCUGCUUCUUGGGCGGCAUGUUUGCGCUCGGUGGCAAGCUCUUUGACCGUCCGGAGGACGUCGAGGUUGGCAAGAAACUGACAGACGGCUGCGUGUGGGCCUACGAAGUCAUGCCCACGGGCAUCAUGCCCGAGUAUGCAAAAGCGAUGCCCUGCAAGUCGCAGCACGACUGCCACUUCGACCAGGCGGCAUGGUACGAAGCCCUCGAUCCGAACAAAGAGCAGCGGGAAAAGGAGAUGGAAGAAUACCAUGCAAAAACGGCCGAGUGGCAGCACCAGGUGGACGACCUAAAGACGAGGCAGGCCGAGGAGCGAAACCCCCGAUUAACGGGAGGGGAUGAGAGCGCCUCCCCGCCUGACGCAACAGGCUCGCCGACGAAAGAACUAGUUCUGCCGCCCAAACCCCAGAAGCCGUUGACCCACGAAGAAUUCGUAUCGCAGCAAAUCCAAGAGCAGCACUUGCCUUCAGGCUUCGUCUCGCUGAACGACAAGCGGUAUAUUCUCAGGCCCGAAGCCAUCGAAUCGGUCUGGUACAUGUACCGCAUCACGGGCGACACGGAGUGGCAGGAGAAAGGGUGGCGCAUGUUCAACGCGGUGGUGCGCGCGACGCGCACCGCGGCCGGCCACAGCGCGAUCCGCAACGUCGCGGCCGUCGACGGGCCGCCCACGCUCGAGGACAGCAUGGAGAGCUUCUGGCUCGCCGAGACGCUCAAGUAUUUCUAUCUGCUCUUCGCCCCGCCCGACGUCAUCUCGCUCGACGAGUGGGUGCUCAACACCGAGGCGCAUCCCUUCAGGCGGCCGACGUGAGUGCACCUAUCGGCCCUUGCCUACCUAUCACCUCCUACCUAGAUGGGGCUGCGGAUCCGACGGCGGUCUGUUGUGUUUUCUAUGGGGUCUGAGUCGGAGCCCGAUGGUUGAAGAGGGCGGAAGCAGAGAUGCUCCUCGUGGAGCGGGGAGGCUGGGAAAGAGCGCCGG
This is a messenger RNA of Thermothielavioides terrestris NRRL 8126, 2924 nucleotides long. Its product is annotated as glycoside hydrolase family 47 protein. Bases 108 to 2756 code for a protein of 882 amino acids. Gene Ontology annotation, molecular function: mannosyl-oligosaccharide 1,2-alpha-mannosidase activity; calcium ion binding. Lineage: Eukaryota; Fungi; Ascomycota; Sordariomycetes; Sordariales; Chaetomiaceae. Gene Ontology annotation, biological process: N-glycan processing; carbohydrate metabolic process. Gene Ontology annotation, cellular component: Golgi membrane; endoplasmic reticulum. The record is from RefSeq and is a predicted model, not a curated record. The transcript is spliced from 2 exons.